AUGGCAGCUAGUCCUCCUUCCGCCGAGCGUAAUGUCACCGGAGUUCCAACGCGAGUCCGUCGAAGUAGCAAGUUUCAAUCUCCAAUUUCCUGUUCUCGAAUCCUCGCACAACGCUCGACACCGCUGCCCACGAGCGAAGCUCAGCAUACCAUAACGAAACGCGGCGACGGCAGGCACUUCCACCUCGAAUGCGAGCGCGAUAAGCGUCGUCGUCCAAGAUCUGUUAAAUAUGAAAAUCCAAAACUUCUCCAACCAGAAGGACCAGAAGAAAGACCUGUCCGGAAGAAAAGAGCGAACGAUACCCAACCAGGCCGAAGAACUUCCCUCCCUCCCUCCGACUAUCGGACGAAGUGUGCACGAAGGCUGAGUUCGGCAAAUCCACGCGCCACCCGAUUACUCAUUACCCUAAAGAACGAUAUCGAGCGAGAAAAAACACGACUCGGUAAAACGCAAUCACCCCCGAAGCUUCCCUCCCUCGCGGCUGCCUGCGUGCCUGCGUCGUGCCCUUCUCGUCCUGCUUCCUCGCCAGCAGCACCAACAUUCUCCUGCGUCCCACGCCGAAUCCCGACGACGACGACGACAACGAAAGCCGAUUCCUCAGAGAUGUCACGCUUCGAGAGCCCCCGCCCAGGCCCUGGUCGUCGACGCACUUCCCGUUUCUCGCCUUCUCCUCCCCUACCAGCCGCAGCCCCUGCCCCAGCGCCUCUACUAUGUGCCCUCUCCAGCCCCAGCCCCAGCCCCCAAGCCCGAAGCCCGGCUCGCUCCUGCCCGGCCUCUUUGGUGCUAGCAGGAAGGUACAUCCGAAGCAAUGUUCUCCCCCGCUUCCCCCCAACGGUCUCUUCGGCUAAAGCCCGUUACCGCACCCCAUCGACACCCUUCAACGCGUUCGUUCCUAGCCCCUCGCGAAAAUUGGUUCUGCGUGCGGCUUUUGAUUUGUUUAGAUUUGCUCACUGGUCGCGAAUGGGUGGAGGAAAACGAAAGCACAUGGCCCCGUCCAUUUUGUCGUUCUUUACCUUCACACGUUUAGCGCUCGAUGAUGAAUUGAGAGUGGGGCUCGAAAGUGGAAGGGCGAGAGAAGAAGGGAGCAAAAAUUGGAUCGAGUGA
Molecule: messenger RNA, 1104 nt
Organism: Marchantia polymorpha subsp. ruderalis
Lineage: Eukaryota; Viridiplantae; Streptophyta; Marchantiopsida; Marchantiales; Marchantiaceae
Source: the annotation of a GenBank genome assembly